UUUGAUAAUGUGGUAUGAGAAAAGGGCAUUUACGAAAAUGUCCCUGACAGAUUUGCAAAUAUAUUGACCCUAUUUAUUUUCCGCCCGUCAAACAGUUUCUUCAUCUUCUCCCAGAAAAAUGGAGUCGAACUCGAACCCUAACUCGGAAGAGCCAGCGAGGAACUGGCUUGAGCUGCCUGCAGACACAACGUCUAUGAUUCUGAUGAAGUUAGGCGCCGUCGAUAUCCUCUCCAAUGCGCAAAUCGUCUGCUCUUUGUGGCGUAAGAUCUGCUACGACCCUCUCAUGUGGCGUGUCGUCGAUAUGAGAAAUUUGGAUGAUUCGUUGGACAUGGACAAGGAUUUGGAGAAGAUGUGUAUGCAGGCUGUUGAUCGUAGUUGUGGCCAAUUGGUUGACAUCAAUAUUGAGCGUUUUGGCACCGACGAGUUGCUCCACUAUAUCGCUCAGAGUUCAAAUCAACUUAGAAGACUCCGGCUUGUAUAUUGUCAUGACAUCUCAGGUAAGGGAUUGGCUGAAGCAGUUCCAAAACUUCCAUUGUUAGAGGAUCUUGAAAUAUUUUUCAGUUUCGAUUCAUUUGAUAUGGAAACUCUGAAAACUGUUGGUCGAUGUUGCCCUCUUUUGAAUUCACUGAAACUGCACAAUCGGAAUUGCAAAGGACCUCGACUGAUGGGAUGUGAUGAGGAAGCCCUUGCUAUUGCUGAAAACAUGCCUAAUUUACGUCACCUUGGGAUAUUUAGCAAUAGCCUAACCGACUUGGGCUUGCAGGCCAUUCUUGAUGGUUGUCCCUAUUUAGAAUCUCUUGAUUUACGCCACUGUCUCAAUUUGAAUUUGGGGGGACAGUUGGAAAAAAAAUGUUCUAAAAGGAUCAAAAGUUUGCAGCUGCCUUAUGAUCCCAUUGAUGACUGUGAUUUAUAUGACAACCUCUAUAUUGAUAGCGACUAUGAGGAAUUCUUACGGGGCACCAGUAUCUAUGGCCAGUGAGAAAAACCUUGGCGCAGUUUAUAGUUGCUGCCUCUCGGCCAAUUGUAGCUGGUGCAUGAGCCAAGAAGCCUUGCAACUUCUGAACUGCCAUUGUAGUAAGUAACUGCCAUUUUGUUCCUUUAUUCUGCAUACAAGUUAAAAUCUAAAAUAGCUUCUGGGUAUCUUCAAUUUGUCAUGUUUAUAUAUGGUAUAGGCUGGGAAAUUUAGGUAGGGAACUUAUUGAAUUCAACUAACCAAGUUAUAUGAUUCAAAGUUACCAAGUUCAUGUAUCGAAUAUUCAAUUUUUAUUGAUACUUAAUAAUUAAUUGAUUUUAUGCUGCUAUGUCA
This is a messenger RNA of Momordica charantia (bitter melon), 1306 nucleotides long. RefSeq names its product putative F-box/LRR-repeat protein 9. The record is from RefSeq and is a predicted model, not a curated record. NCBI's taxonomy places the organism in Eukaryota, Viridiplantae, Streptophyta, Magnoliopsida, Cucurbitales, Cucurbitaceae. Gene Ontology annotation, molecular function: protein binding.